AUGGGCAAGUCACACCUACCGCUGUGGCUGCUGCCACUGCUGCUGCCUGCCCUCUGUGGUCCAGGUGCUGCUGUGUCGGCUGUUUCACCCUUGGCCUGUGCUCAAGGCCCUGCCUUUUGGUGCCAAAGCCUGGAGCAAGCAGUGCAGUGCAAAGCCCUGGGACACUGUCUUCAGGAAGUCUGGGGACAUGUGGGAGCCGAUGAUCUGUGCCAAGAAUGUGAAGACAUCGUUAACAUUCUCAUCAAGAUGACCAAGGAGGCCAUUUUCCAGGAAACGGUGCGGAAGUUCAUGGAACACGAGUGCGAUGGCCUCCCCUUGAAGCUGCUGGUGCCCCAGUGUCACCACGUGCUCGACGUCUACUUCCCCCUGGCCAUCGCCUACUUCCAGAGCCAGAUUAGCCCAAAGGCCAUCUGCCAGCAUGUAGGACUGUGCACACCCGGGUCACCAGAGCUGGAACGGAAGCCCAGAAUGGCAGCUCCUUCCCAAGAUCCUUUGCCUGACAAGUUGGUCCUCCCCAAAUUGCUGGAGGCCCUCCCAGCGAAGCCCGGGUCUCAUACCCAGGAUCUGUCCCAGCAGCAGCUCCCCAUCCCUCUACCCUUCUGCUGGCUCUGCAGGACCCUUCUCAAGCGGGUCCAGGCUGUGAUUCCCAAGGGUGUGCUGGCCUUGGCUGUGGCCCAGGUGUGCCACGUGGUACCCCUGGUGGCGGGUGGCAUCUGCCAGUGCUUGGCUGAACGUUACACUGUCCUCCUGCUGGACGCGCUGCUGGGCCGUGUCCUGCCCCAGCUGGUCUGUGGCCUUGUCCUCCGAUGCUCCAGCGAGGACAGCAGUGGACAAGUCCUGCCCGCUCCGGAGACCCUGCCAGGGGAGUGGCUGUUGCAAGAUUCCGAAUGCCAUCUCUGUAUGUCAGUAAUGAGCCAGGCCAGGAACAACAGUGAGCAGGCCAUACCGCAGGUGAUGCGCCAGGCCUGCCUCAGCCCUGAGUUUGACAGAAAAAAGUGUGAGCAGUUUGUGGAGCAGCACACGCCCAAGCUGCUGAGUAUGCUUUCCAGCGACUGGGAUACCCGUACCACCUGCCAGGCCCUGGGGGUGUGUGUGACCAUGCUCAGCCCUCUCCAGUGCAUCCACAAUCCCAACUUCUGAUGAGGCUUCAGCUGUGCAGGACCUCGCACUGGUGGACACCAGACCCCAGCAUGUGACUGCGACCUUGCCUCCACCUCGUCUGUCCCUGUCAGCACCACUCCUGUCCCCUCCAGCAAGCACCAAGGGCAGUCCUCUGUCGCAGGCUCACAGACUGCGCUUGCAGCCUCAUCCCACCAGAACCACAGCCUUCCAGAGGGUGGGGCUGACAGAAAAUUGUCCUCCUUCUUCCCCUCAACAAAGGUUCCCCAGAGAUUGGCUUUACCGUUAGUUACUAACACUUCUACAGAGUUGAAAAUCCAGAAGAGGGGUUGGCGCUGUGAUCCAGUGGGUUAGGCUGCCGCCAGCAGUGCCGACACCUCCAUGGGGUGGCCAGUUUGAGUCCUGGCCACUCCACUUCCAAUCCAGCUCCCUGCUGAUGCACUGGGGAAAGCAGAAGAUAGCU
This is a messenger RNA of Ochotona curzoniae (black-lipped pika), 1582 nucleotides long. It is a transcript of the gene SFTPB, whose product is annotated as surfactant protein B. The coding region runs from base 1 to 1140 and encodes 379 amino acids. Lineage: Eukaryota; Metazoa; Chordata; Mammalia; Lagomorpha; Ochotonidae. The transcript has 11 exons. Gene Ontology annotation, biological process: sphingolipid metabolic process. Gene Ontology annotation, cellular component: lysosome. The record is from RefSeq and is a predicted model, not a curated record.